Molecule: messenger RNA, 2030 nt
Organism: Linum trigynum
Lineage: Eukaryota; Viridiplantae; Streptophyta; Magnoliopsida; Malpighiales; Linaceae
Source: the annotation of a GenBank genome assembly
UGGAUUCAUGGAUUGAUCCAUAAAUCCACCAAUCCAAUUGGAUUUAAAUGGAUUGGAUUAGGUGGAUAAUUUGAUGGACGGAUUGGAUUCAUGGAUUUGAAUCCUAAUUGCCACCUCUACCGGGAAGGGAAGAGAGAUCUGGAGAGCUACCUAGGAAGUAUGAUGCGUAACCAAGGAGGAUUCCUUAGAAUUGAUUACGAAGAUGGAAUUGGGUUUGAAGGAGGAAGACGAAACAUGGUUGUUGGAUAUGCCAAGAAGAAAUAUGGUUGUCGGCCGCUUGUCGAAGAGUCGACUAAAGAGGGAGACGUCGUCGUCGACCGCUUGUCGAAGGCCCACCGCCGAUUCAGAGAGCGUCGCAGUUUCUGGCGGUGGUGAGUGGAAGAGAGAAAACACCCUAGCGGCUGGUAACCGACCGAAUACCACCGCUACAUGUUAGAGCUGCAAACUCUUCCAUAUUCUCAAAAAUUGACCUUAGGUGUGGCAAUUGGCAACAUUAAGAUAUGGAAAGAAGAAUCAAUUCAUUUAACAACAUUCAAUGCUCCACAAGGAAUGUAUAAGUGACUACAGGCUAGUUAUGUCAUUCGGGUUGAAGGAUGCACCUAACAUUUUUCAAAAAAGAAAAGGAUGAAUCUUUCAAAGCUCUCGAAAAAGUUUGCCUGGUGUACAAAGACGAUGUGUUAGCUUUUAGUAAGACUAAAGAAGAACGCAUGAGGCAUCUUGAAAAGCUGGCUCAAAUAUUUCAAAAAUAAUGAAUGAUUCUGUCCAAGAAAAAGAUAGAAGGAUGUCAAGAGAAUGUAUAUUUGUCAGGAAUAGAAAUUGAAAACGGAAGAAUACCUAUAAAGUCAUAUUAGCGAGAAGUUAGUAAUUUCCCGGUGAAGUAGAAGAUAGGAAGCAAGUAAAAAUAUUAUGCGGUCUUACUAACUAUGCUAGACAGUUUACGAAGAUCUUACAAACAAUUAAAUUUAUUAUCUAAGAAAACAUUUUGAUAAAAAUUAAUGGUUUUGGAAUGAUGAACACACUCAAUAUGUUAAACUGGUAAAAGACUGUUAAAAAAUCUUAUUUUGCUUAAGCCUAUACCAUCAUAUGAAAAUGAGCUAGUCUUGGAAACUUAUGCUUAUUAUGAAUUGUGAUUAUCAAGGCGGUGGGACUCCUCGGUGAAAAACGGGGAAGUUCAAUUAUGUUGUCUUAUAUCAAAGACCUACAAGUUUUACAGAUAUCAAAGACUUACAAUUUUUGGUGUGUUAUAAUAUGGUCAAUCUUGAUUGAUGAAGAUUAUCAAGUUUAAAUAAAAUCCAGAAUGGAUGGAUGCAGUUAUAUGUCCUAAAAUUUGAAUUUAUUCCAGCUAUAUGUUGAAAUCAUCAUAGCCAGGAUCACAAAAAAAAAAAAAAAUCAUCAUAGCCAAAGCAGAUGCUUUUGUGGUCCUUAAGUAAGAAAAAAAAAUAUUGUGGUUUGGAUUCCUGGUGAAAGUAGUGUCUCUAUCAUCAUCCCGGAAGAGAGUACGCAACUCCUAAAAUGAUGUCGUAUGUUAUACAUAAUAAAGCGAGAUAGAUAAGAUUGUACUAUGAGAACCAAUCCUCGAAUCUAUUUCCUUCACUAUAUAUGUGUACCAUACUUACCAUCCAAUCUUGAGCAAUCAUAAUUGGAAUCCAUAACAUAAAUAUACUAUAAUAAUUAAUAAAGAGAACAGUCAAUUAGAUGAGGCAAGUCGGCAAAGUGCGGGCAAAGGCCGGCCGGAGCAACCUCACAGAUCUUUGUACCGUUUGUCGUGGCAUUCUAUGUCGGCCGGCGGGUAGCAUAUCUCUCUACUUUCAUUCUCGAAUACCAUAGUCCCAACUAAAGAGAAAGGAAAAUUAAAGGCAAAAUACACUUGUAUAGCCAAAACUUUGACGGUUUUGCCAAUAAUAGCCACUUUUGGAGAAAUACCAAAUAUAGCCAGAAAUUUGAAAGUUCGAUGACAAUAAUAGCCAUUUCCGUUACAUAGUUUGACGGCGUCAGUGACACCGUUAGUCAAAUUAACGGAAUGAUAAUUU